AUCUGUGCUAGGUGGGCUGCAUUCUGCUUCUCUGUUAUCCUUGUGGAUGUAGAAUUGCUCUCCAGCUCUCCUGCAGCAGUGAAGUGGUUAAGCAAGAGAAAGUUCACCAAUCAUGCAUUAUCUGCUGACAGUGGAGCAAAGGCCCUGUGUCUUGUGAGCCACCAGGGGGGUUUUAGGUUGUCCAGCUUGCUUCUUGCAGGUGCCUUGAAGUUUCUUGGCAGAACAUGAAGUUUGAAGGCUGCAGAUGAGCAGCCGGUGGCUUGGUUGAGGACAGCAGCUGGUGCCGGAAGAAAGCACUGAAGAAUUCUUGCCAAGUUGGCACCCUGGACCAUUUUAUCAAUACCGCAUGCAAUUGACUGGCCGGACUGCCUUGCUGUGAGAACGGAGAAGAGUUUGCGCUAAACGGUCUCCAAAUAAAAUGCUUGCUUGUGUGCACAAUGCACACUAGUCCUGGAAGGGCUGCUGUUUGCCUGAAGAGCCCCCUGAUGUCCUGUGUGUGGAUGCCUCGUUUGUCUAUCGGCUCAGGACCGGAUAACUUGCACCCUACCGUUUUAAAAGAACUGGCUGAGGAGCUCUCUGCACCAUUGAGGUUGAUUUUUAAUAAAUCUUGGAAUACUGAGGAUGUUCCAGAGGACUGGACAAAAGCUGAAGCCAGUAUGUCAGUGUAUAAAAAGAGUAAACGGAAUUCACUGGUUGAAGUAAAAAUUGAAGUUGUGCUGCCAGAGAAAGAGAGAACCAAAGAGGAGAUGUCGCCCAAUGGGAAAGCCAGCCCUAUCAUCUACAAAGCCAAUGGGACUUCACGGCAUUACCAGCUGGAAGAGCACCCUAUUGCCAUGAACCCAUACCGGAACCUGAAGGAUGUUGUUGAAGCCUCAGUUUGCCAUGUAAAGGACCUUGACAAUGGGCAGAUGCGAGAAGUGGAUUUGGGCUGUGGGAAGGCCUUGCUGGUCAAAGAAAAUGGGGAAUUUUAUGCCUUGGGCCAUAAAUGUCCUCACUACGGUGCCCCGUUGGUGAAAGGGGUUUUGUCCAAAGGGCGAGUUCGUUGCCCCUGGCAUGGGGCUUGCUUUAACAUUGGCACAGGAGAUAUAGAAGACUUUCCGGGCCUGGACAGUUUGCCAAAGUUUCAGGUGAAAAUUGAGAAGGAGAAGGUAUACAUUCGAGCAAGUAAACAGGCUCUUCAGACACAAAGGCGAACCAAAGUGAUGGCCAAGUGCAUUUCCCUGAGCAACUACAACAUUAGCAGCACAAAUGUCCUCAUCAUUGGAGCAGGUCCUGCUGGAUUGGUAUGUGCUGAAACAUUACGGCAAGAAGGUUUCUCAGACAGGAUUGUAAUGUGCACAAUGGACAGACACUUGCCCUAUGACAGGCCCAAAUUAAGUAAGUCAAUGGAUUGCCACCCAGAUCAGAUUGCUUUGAGACCUAAAGAAUUCUUCCGUAUGUAUGACAUUGAGGUCCUGACAGAAAUGCAGGUUGUGGCUGUAGAUAUCAAGAACAAGACUGCAGUCUUCAAGGAUGGAUUUAAGAUGGAGUAUAACAAACUGUUGCUGGCCACCGGAAGCACGCCCAAGACCCUUAGCUGUAAAGGCAAAGAAGUGGAAAAUGUUUUUAAUAUCUGUACUGUGGAAGAUGCCAACCGAGUGGUCAAAUUGGCAACUAGCAAAAAUGCAGUCGUUGUGGGUGCAUCUUUCCUAGGGAUGGAAGUUGCGGCUUAUCUGACUGAGAAGGCCCAUUCUGUCUCAGUGGUAGAGCUAGAGGAAAUCCCUUUCAAGAAGUUCUUUGGGGAGAAGGUUGGGCGAGCCAUCAUGAAAAUGUUUGAAAACAACCGGGUGAAAUUCUACAUGCAGACUGAAGUAUCAGAAUUGAGGGAUCAGGAUGGCAAGCUAAAGGAAGUUGUGCUGAAGAGCGGCAAGAUUCUCCGUGCUGAUGUCUGUGUCAUAGGCAUUGGUGCAACUCCUGCAACAGGCUUCCUGAAGCAGAGUGGCAUUAACAUGGAUUCCAAAGGCUUCAUUGUUGUGAAUAAGAUGAUGCAGACUAACUUUCCAGGCGUUUUUGCAGCUGGUGAUGCCGUUGCAUUUCCACUGGCCUUGAGGAAUAACAAGAAGGUGAACAUCCCUCAUUGGCAGAUGGCUCAUAUGCAGGGACGCAUAGCGGCUCUAAACAUGUUAGCCCACGGGACAGAAAUCAGCACUGUCCCAUAUCUGUGGACAGCAAUGUUUGGCAAAAGCAUCCGCUACACAGGCCAUGGAGAAGGGUUUGAUGAUGUGAUUAUUCAAGGAGACUUAGAUGAACUGAAAUUUGUGGCGUUUUACACAAAGCGAGCCCCCAAGAGAUGGUCAUUAUACAAUAAAGUGACCCCCUGCGUAGAGUCCUGGAGGAAUGAUGAGGUGGUCGCUGUGGCAAGUAUGAAUUAUGAUCCAAUUGUCUCCAAGGUUGCUGAUGUCAUGGGAGUCGGAAGAGCUAUCAGAAAAAGAGAUGUAGAAACUGGAGACAUGUCUUGGCUAACAGGGAAAGGCUCAUAAUGACCCUGGGAAAUGCUGGUUCUCUAGAGACACCACAGUAGCCAGCGGAGAGCUGCAUGCCAUGCACACCCCCAUGACUUCGACGAAUCUGGUAUCUUCCUAUGAACCCAUCACUGGGCUGACCUCCUUCUACAUCCCCUUCCAAAGGCCCACUCUUGGGAAUGUACUUGACCAGAUGAACCUGCACUUUAGUAGCCAUAGAGUGGCUUUAAAAAGUCCUGCAAGCCAACCAGAAGGAAAAGUGGUCCCUCCGCGGAACUAACACUGUCCGAUGUGUCCUUUGGAAAGCACUCCAUAAAUUCAUCAGAGCAGUGUGGAAGAGGUGAAAAUAUGGGUGGUUUGCAUAUUUCUGAGAAAACUGUAGCAUACAGAUGCCAGAAAGGAGAACCCUGGGCAGAGGAAGAUCUCCAUGGAUUACUCCCUGGCUAGCUACCUUCCACUAGCCAUCCACAAUCCCAUCAUUCCUUCUUCAGCUCCAUUCCUUUUGUGGUUCCAUCUCCCAGUACUUGCAUGCUUUUCCUGCAGUCAGGGCAAUCAACCAAGAAGUUGCUUCAGUUCCGCCAGGAGAGAGGAGGUGAGGCAUCCAGCUUGAUUUCAUUAGCAAAUGGGCUUUUCCUGCAGCAGCUUAGACUGUUACAGCAUGAGAACUACAGUCACUUAUUUGGCAAAUGUGCUGCACCUCAUGCUUUCUCCUCCUGGCCCUCUUGCCUCCCUACUUGUCUUAUAUCUGGGGCUAUAUACAUGCUGCAGUGUUGCACGAGGAGCAUGAAAUAUGGACACAGGAUCCAGCUUUUUAAAUUUCUCUCUCCUUUUUUAAAAGAUGAACUCAUUUUUAGUUUCAUAGCUAUCAGAUGUGCUUAAUGUGUGGGCAUUGCAUUUUAGAAUCUCUGGUUUUGGGUGGGGAGGCUGAAUAACGUGUUGGUUCAUUGGCAGCGGGAAUAGUUUCCUUGUCAUCCGAACCCCCUCAGAAAUUAGGCAAACAGUGAGAAAUAAGCUUAACUUUUGCAUACACUCCUAUGUGUCAUAGAAUUCAGUUUGCAGUGGGGGUUCUUCCCUCCAGCCUAUGCAGCCCUGCCUGUCAAGCAGCACGGCUUCUACAUCCUAUGCCUCUCCAAAUAAUAGUCCUCCUUGUUCCCAACCAUCCUUACCCUGGGCCGUCAGCACCAUUUGUGAAAUCCAACAGACCCUUUUUCCAGACCACCUUGGGAGACUCAACAUGAUCCUCAUGGUUUGCAUUUGGCACUAUCCAUGGCAUAAAGGUGAAUUUUGUGCAUGGUUGGGGUAUCUGAGUGUUUUCUUUUCCAAGGCACAGCUCUGGGAGAAGCAGCUGCUGAGCUUUCUCCAUCUCCACAUACAGGAUUAGUCCAUCUCAGUGCUGUGAAUCUUCUGGGUGCUGACUUAACAGAGCUUUCACCAUUUACCUUGCCCAGCUGUACGACAUGAACACACGUUUCAGAAGGCAGAAACCUGACAACUGCACCACUCCAUCUUCAUGCCACUGAAUUCCUGCUUUUUAUAUAACUGUGAGAGGUGCAAAGAAAUAAAGACAGUAUUUGCCCCACCUGCAUCUCCUCUGUCCACACAAUUUUCUCAUGCCCCUUGCUUUAUUCAGCUCCUGCAAGAUUAGCUGUCUCACAAUGUGCGCUCUUUUUCUAAAUUGAUAAUAAACUAAUGUAUGAAACCACA
Heteronotia binoei (common prickly gecko) is the source of this 4205-nucleotide messenger RNA. RefSeq names its product apoptosis inducing factor mitochondria associated 3 (gene AIFM3). The coding region runs from base 438 to 2519 and encodes 693 amino acids. The record is from RefSeq and is a predicted model, not a curated record. Gene Ontology annotation, molecular function: flavin adenine dinucleotide binding; oxidoreductase activity, acting on NAD(P)H; 2 iron, 2 sulfur cluster binding. Gene Ontology annotation, biological process: execution phase of apoptosis. The transcript is spliced from 21 exons. Gene Ontology annotation, cellular component: mitochondrion; cytoplasm. Lineage: Eukaryota; Metazoa; Chordata; Lepidosauria; Squamata; Gekkonidae.